Messenger RNA from Hydractinia symbiolongicarpus, 6219 nucleotides. RefSeq names its product receptor-type tyrosine-protein phosphatase S-like. The transcript is spliced from 24 exons. Lineage: Eukaryota; Metazoa; Cnidaria; Hydrozoa; Anthoathecata; Hydractiniidae. The record is from RefSeq and is a predicted model, not a curated record. Gene Ontology annotation, molecular function: protein binding; protein tyrosine phosphatase activity. Gene Ontology annotation, biological process: protein dephosphorylation. Bases 272 to 4801 code for a protein of 1509 amino acids.
UGAUAUUUUUUAGCAUAUGCAGAGGUUAUAAACAAAUCAUUAUUCUAACAGAUAACUUUUAUUUCAUUAUUGGAUCAAUCUUUAGUUCCUUUUAAGUUCAAGUUUUAGAUGUUAAUAAUUUGUCUUAUGCAUUUUUGAGAGAAAGUAUUUCAUAGCAAUGAAAAAUAAAAAGCGUGCUCGGAGAUAUGUCUUGUAGUGUUACAUUCGGCUUCCAGAGUAUUUAAUUAAACAUCAUCUCAUUCAAAUGUUAAUUUAGAACAAUUAAUUUCAAAUGAACAUUCACUCUGGUAUAAUGAAGUAUGUUGUCAUCAAAGCGUUUCUGUAUUGGAAUUAUGUGGCACCUGUGUUAAAUGCAUGUACAGAUCGCACUCCUCUUGGAAUGGCAAAUGGAUUGAUCACUUCCAGUCAAUUAUCAAACAGUUCAAUAUUUUCUACUGGAAGUGCGGACUUUUUUUUACCGUCGCGUGGAAGACUUUAUUCUUCAGGAACAUGGUGUAGUCGUGAAAGAACUUAUCAAUCAGAAUGGUUUCAGGUUUCUUUUUAUAAUCAAACAAUAAUCAAUGGAAUUGCUACUCAAGGUGAUCCAAAUUAUGAUCCAAAUUUUAUAGUGGAAUUCAGAUUAGAAUACUCAAACAAUGGGAAAGAUUGGACGCGUUUUCACAACGACAAGAAGUUCACAGAAAAUGUUGACAACACCAAUGUAGUAUACAACUGGUUUAUAACAUCAAUGGUAGCUACCCAUGUUCGUUUGUAUGUAACACGUGUACACAGAACCGAUGAUAAAGCUCACGCAUGUUUGCGAAUGGAACUUUAUGGUUGCUUAGAGAAUGAAAUACUCUUACCACUUGGUAUGUCAAGCGGUAUCAUUAAGGAUUCACAGUUAAAGUGGUACAAUGGACGCAAUGCGAAAGCAGCGAGAUUAUUUGUUGCUGGAGAGGGGAUGAUUCUAGAACGUAGCAAUAUGUAUUUGCAAAUUGAUUUGAUAAAAUCAAAAAGAGUUACUGGCAUAUCCAUGCAAGGUUCUCACAAAAAAUGGAAUAAACAGUUUGUGAAAAAAUAUAUAGUAAGUUAUUCAAACGACAGUGACAACUUUACACAGUUACAGCAGAAUUUUUUGGAGAAUACUGAUUUAGGUGCUGCUUUUAUUUCCAUAUCGCAGCCCACAACAAUGAAAUAUAUUAGAAUAACAGCAAUAACUUGUGAAAAGAACUGUGGUAUGAAGGUUGAAGUUUAUGGUUAUGACCCAGAAUGCUCACAAACGUUGACAGAUUUGAAUAUAUCAAAAAAAGAUGGUUCAUCUGUAACUAAUGUAACUAUUGACACUCAAGCCGCAUGGUGUGCAACUGAUGCUUCUGAUUAUAUACAUAUUAAAUUUAACAAACAACUAGCAAUCUCUGGAAUAAUUUUACAAGGAGACUCAAAUGAGGAUGGUUGGGUGGAGACAUAUACAAUAAACUAUGGCGUAUCCACAAACAGAGAAGUCAAGAAUUUAAUUGGAGUUAAUUCACGCAUAUCUCCAUUAUCUGUCAACUGGUUAUAUCCUUACAUUGUUACAAAUUACUUACGCAUAUUACCAACAUCAUGCAAGAAUAAUAAAUGCUGUUUGAGAUUUCAAUUAAAAGGAUGUCCCUUAGUUCUAGAAAAGCUGCAAACAAUAAAUGGAAACAUGUUGUCUUCAACUAUCACAUUUACUUGGAAAGCACCAUAUUCUCAUCCUCUCCCUGUCGACAAAUAUCAUCUUAUCAUAUCAGCAUCUAAGAAUUAUCCACACAAGCCAUUCUUUCAAACCAUCAACACUACAACAUCAAAUUUAAAGUAUAGUGUUUCAAAUAUAAGCUUCGCUGCUGCUAACGUACAGAUUAAUAUUACAGCAGAUAUUCAAGGUGUAAUGACAUCAGCUGAACCAUUUAACUUUGUAGUGCAACCCAAAGAUCCACCAUCACCUGGGUUAGAUAAAAGAGAUAUUUCUAAUAAAACAAACAACGCAACCAUUGUCACAUUGACUUCUUCAUCAGAUAGAAAUGGACCAAUCAGCUACUAUGAAAUUGUGAUAUCAACCUCCUCAACGGCCAACCUACCAAACCAGCUAAAAAGUCAAGCCGAAUCAGAAUUGAAGAAUCUAGAUUAUUUUCUUGCUGCUACUGUUAAAACUGAUGAUUUGUUAAGUAACAGUAUCCAAUAUACUUUUGUUGAGGGAAAAGAAUACAUUGCUAGUUUAAAUGCAAGAAUAUCAGCUGUUGGAACAUAUUACUUGUAUGCUCGAGCUGUCAUAGAUGGAAAGGAUCUUGCAAGCUAUGGUUUCAACAACGUUAAUUAUUUUGGGCAUUUAUCUGAAGAGAUUAUAAUUGAGCGCAAUGCCUUAGGAAGAAUUGUGCCUGAGAUUGUGAACAGUACAAAGACAUCCGUUAUGUUGGUGAAAGGACCUGCUACUUUAAAAUACCAUUAUAUUAUAAUCAUGAAGGUGAACAAAACAACUGGGCAUCUGAAAGAACCAAAAUUGUACAAACAGAAGGACCUAAAGACAUAUGAAACAGCUGAUUAUAAUGAACCUUACAUAGCUUGCAUAUUCAACAAAACACAGUUAUUAAAAUUGGAAGAAUUUAUUUUAGGUGAUAAUUCAACGUACUUAAAAUCAGCAGAUUCUCUUCGAAGAAGAAGGUCCAUACAAGAGUACAGAAAUGGACCAUUGACUGUGGGUGAAACAUAUGUCGUAUUUCAAAGACUUCAAGUGAUGGAUGUACUUUAUUCCACAGCAUGGUCAAAGGAAUUUAUUGCAUCCAAAAUUGAUCCAAAUCCAAGAAUUGAAAAUAAAAAUGAUCCAUCUUCAUCAUCCAAUAUAGAAUUGAUAGCAGGUGUUAUUGCUGCUGGUGUUGUUGUGGUGAUUGUAAUGAUCCUUGUUCUCAUUUUCGUUAGAAGACGGCGUAAAACGUUGAAGGACAAAUCUGUCAAUGAUAAUUCGACUUCCGCUAUUGAAUUAAAAGGCCAUGACGAAUUAAAAUCACAUAAUAACGCUUAUGAAAGCGAAGAUGCAGGACCAUCACAUGAAUCUUACUACAAUGUUGCAGCAAAACCUAGAUUCCCACCUCUUUCCCUUCAAGACUUUUUGUCAUUUUAUUUGGAACACAAUGAUAACGUCAGUUCUGAUAUUGUAAAGCAAUUUGAAAGUAUUCCAUUGGAACAUUUACAUGACUAUGAAGUAGGAUCAGAACCUGAAAAUAAAGUUAAAAAUCGUUACUUGAACAUCACAGCGUACGACCAUACUCGUGUUGUCUUGCAGAAAAUUAAUGGUAAAGAGACUAGUGAUUACAUUAAUGCAAACUAUAUUCGGAACUAUAAUGGACAAGUUGAAUAUAUUGCUGCUCAAGGACCAAAAAAGGGAACAAUUUUUGAUUUUUGGCGAAUGGUACUUGGUGAAAAACCUUCAGCUAUUGUCAUGCUUACAAAGAUAUCAGAAGAGGGCAAACGAAAGUGUGAGCAGUAUUGGCCAAUAAAUAAUGGAAAAGAGGUUUUCAAUGGCAUUGAAGUGGAAGUGAUUGACGUACAAGUAUAUGCUGACUAUGUAAUUCGUAAAAUAAAAGUGUGCUACGAAAACAAUAACCAUCACUUUACGCAUUUUCACUUUACCUCGUGGCCUGACCAUGGCUGUCCAGACUACCCCACGUUGCUGCUAAAUUUCUGCUAUCGGGUGAGACAGCUUAUCCCAUAUGAAAGUGGGAAGCAACUUCUCGUGCAUUGUAGUGCUGGUGUUGGUAGGACUGGAUCAUACAUCAUCAUUGACGCAAUGCUGCACUUGGUUAGAACAAAGCAGCUUGUUGAUAUAUACAACUACUUUGAAAGUAUUCGAGGAGAUCGUGUGCAAAUGGUACAAAGAAUUGAACAGUACAAAUUUGUUUACAGUGCUAUUUACGAAGCGCUAUGCUGUGGUAACACUGGAAUAAUGUCAUCAGAAUUUCAAACCACUUCCCGAGAAUUAAUAUCAAAAAAGCGUAAUGGAAAGUUUCUUCUGGAAAAUGAAUUUGAGAGGUUAAACAGCGUUAAUAUACCUUUUCGUGAAGAAAAUUAUAAAGCUGCUUUGUUGGAGAAAAAUGCUGCGAAAAACCGAUAUCCAAAUAUACUAGCAGGUGAUUUGUUUCGAGUGUAUGUGCCGCAAACCACAAAUUCUACCGAUUAUAUCAACGCUGUCUUUGUUAAUGGUUACAAAAAGAAAGAUGGUAUAAUAGCUACGCAAGCACCAUUAGUUGACACAUUGGGUGACUUUUGGGAGGCUGUCAUGGCAAACAAUGUGACAACAAUUGUAAUGUUAAAUAGCACUGAUGAGAAUUAUCAUAACUAUCCAUCUUUUUGUCCAGUUGAGGGAUCGGAAAAGUUUGGUAAUCUCACAGUGAACGUUGAAUCAAGCACUCGUGUUGGUGAUAUCAAUAUGCAGUCCUUCAUUAUAUCAAACAAAAAGAAUCAUCGUAAAGUUAAUAAAUUGCAAUUAAAUUGGCCAAACCAUGAUAUUCCUGAUUGUAGUUCUUUGCUCACUUUAAUUGGUGAAGUCUUAAAGUCGCAACAAUCUUAUGGAGAUGGCACCAUAUUGGUUACCUGCAGUGAUGGUGCAAACCGCAGUGGAACUUUCAUAGCGUGUAUGAAUGCAUUGGAUCAACUGAAAGUUGAACAACAUGUUGAUGUUUUUCAAACUGUACGAAGAAUGAGAUUAGUCAGGCCUGAGUUUGUUGAAAACAUACGACAGUAUCAGUUUAUUUACACCGUUUUAAACAAAUACUUGGAUUCGUUUGCAACGUACUCCAACUUCAAUUAAUUCUCAAAAACACAUGCAUUGCUUCAGAAAGACGACAUUACCGUAACAAAUUGACUAAUGAGGCGCCUUAUCUUCAUUUAAUAAUUAUGUUUCUUUUGGAACUUUUCGUAAAGCUUAAGCUCUACAUAAUUAUCAAAAUUUCGGGACUGCUUCCUCAAAACGUUAUUCAUAGAUUCUGCAAAUUUUGAAAGGCAUAUACUUGCAAAAUGUUAUGGAAUUGUUCACAUGAACGGUCCUUUAUAAUUAGCACUUUUUGAGGAGUGUCAAUUAAUAAUUUCUUCCUUUCAGUUUUUUUCAACAGGAAGGAGCACUCAUUCGAAUUUAGCCUUAUUUUAAGUUUGCGAAGUUGACACAAUUCUUUAUAUUAGCAACACAAAGUUUGAGCGGAAGUUUAAAGUUCAUAGUUUCUGUCUUCUGCAGAAUCAACUGUUGGUUACAUAUUCUCCAAAAUUGUUUCUGCUUAUCAUUUUUUUGAGAAAAAUUUACUUUUAAUUUUUGAACAUAGUUUGUUUUGUUCAUUUACAAUCUCCGUUUCUGCCUUUUUUUAUUCGCUUUUAGCUGAGCUUAAUCACAGAAACAGUUCUGUUUAAAAGAAUUUGAUGUUUUUUUUGUUAAAAAAGGGUAACGGGUAACUAAGGAUUUAUUCGUAUUAAAAUUGCGCAUUUUGGUAAAUAAUUUUGAGUUGUUUUUUGUUGUAGUAAUUAGUUGUUAUUAUUUAAACAUUUUCGGUGUAAUAAAGAGGUGUCGGAACCAAUUCUUGGGAUAUGAAAUUUUUGUUUUUGUCAAAGUUUCAGAACUGGUUUAACUGGAGGGUUUUCUCAAACAAAAAUGUCUAGAUCCUUUCUUGUAGCUGCUACAUGUUUCGCUUCGCACGCCUUUAGCUUUAAUGAGUCAUGGGUUAUCCCAUUUUAUCGGUUUACCAGAACAGAUUAUCGCAUUGCCCAGAUUGGUAAUUUGAAAUUUAUCCAUUUCUAUUUUCAGAUUAUUUUUUAUUUUAUAUUUAAAAUUUUUGAUACGUAUUUUAAUAUUCUUUUUUGUAUUUGCUAAGAAUGUACCUAGAUUUAUAUUGUUUGUACAAACUUUGAUACUAUAGAUAGCCGCCGCUUAACUCGAACAUACAAGAUAAAAAUGUUGUAUAAUCCUGAGUCCUCAACAAGUAUUUGAAAGCGAAAGCUUGUGUUGACAAAAGGUGAAAGACGAAAAAUAAGAAGCUUGGAAAUUUUCCAUCGAUAACAUUUAAAAGGCUUUAAAAAAUUGGCUUAUCAUUGAGAACGGGAAUGUUUUGAGUUGUUUGGUAUUCGAUUAAAGCAGCGGUUACUCUAAGCUAUAUAUUUUGUAAAAUGCACACAUUCAGGAAUAAAAUUUUUUCAGGAAGAGCAGUUUACUACAACUGCAUUUUAAUUUGAAUUACAACGGUA